AUGGAGAAUGAUGAUCUGGAUCAGAUACCGCCCUUCAAUAUCGAGGUCUUUCGCUCCAAUCCUUUCUUGAUGGCAUUUCUUGGAGAACUUGAAGGUCCCGUGGAUAGCUUUAGAAGGAUGCUCUAUUUCGACGGUGCCGGUUCAUACUUGAUACCGCGUCAUGAUGCUCACGCGCAGUCAGCUUCGCAGAACAUAGCCGAAAUCAUCGACCGUUGGUUCAUAGAAAAAUUAUCUCAAAACGAUGUAUCGAUGAUGCCCAUAUUAGAAGAAUCCCCACAAUCUGCCAUCGAUGGAAUCCUGUCCAAGCUGAGAGAUUCAUUUGUGCUCAGGGGCCUAUCAAAUGUGUUGAUUAGCAUUAGAGCCGGUCACGUCUAUUCGCUUCAUAUGAAUGGCGAUGAAAUCGAGCUUCCUCAGAAUUACGAGUCAUUCGUCAAAACGUUCCCGUUGUUUGUGAACGUCUCCGUCGACGUGAAAAAUGCACGCCACAGCAGCCACAACACGUGCAAAAUCCUUGUGGUCGCCGAGCGGGUAACCGAGCUCGGUGAAGUCUCAUUCCAAUUGGGUGAGGUUAUGACUUCAUUAAACGUCACGGGCAAUAGUGCCAAUUAA
Acaulospora colombiana is the source of this 609-nucleotide messenger RNA. The record is from the annotation of a GenBank genome assembly. NCBI's taxonomy places the organism in Eukaryota, Fungi, Glomeromycota, Glomeromycetes, Diversisporales, Acaulosporaceae.